Marasmius oreades (fairy-ring Marasmius) is the source of this 1011-nucleotide messenger RNA. RefSeq lists its product as uncharacterized. Lineage: Eukaryota; Fungi; Basidiomycota; Agaricomycetes; Agaricales; Marasmiaceae. The transcript has 4 exons. Bases 1 to 1011 code for a protein of 336 amino acids. The record is from RefSeq and is a predicted model, not a curated record.
AUGCUUGACAUGGCUAGAAUUAUAUACUCCCACUGGCCAGGUCCAUUACCUCUCCAAAGCUUUCACUACUUGAUGGAACGAGUAGACGACAACGACCUUCGCAUACAGUUUACCCCCGCGAAAGCAUGGUGGAAGACUGGAGUUGCAUCUGAGUAUAAUCACUCAACUCAUGGGUCAAGUACGGUUGGAGCUGAGAUGACGUUUCAGUUCAGAGGGACGAAGAUAGACGUCUACGGCACGAUAACUUCAAACCUUGUAAGCGCGAAAACCGUCGACCUUUUCAUCGUCGAUGGCGAAGAGCCUGUUUCCUGGACUGCUUCUCCCCAGAAACAACCCGUCUACAACCAGAAGAUGUUCAGUUCUCCGACUUUGCAAGAUGGAACGCAUUCACUUACCAUGCGGAUCACUGUAAACGGUAGCAACACGUACUUUGAUUAUUUGGAGUUUAUGCCGUCGCCCAACCCGCCUCCGUCGUCGUCCUCACUACCACCGUUUCCAUCGACUACCUCUUCUGAAGCAGGCGAUAUCUCGGCUCCCACUAUUAGCAUCGCACCCUCAAGCUCAGGUUCAUCAUCACACUUCCCUGCCAGUACGGAUGUCAGCUCCAUCGCCACUACAGCAGUGUCAGCAUCGUCACCCUCAUCGAUCACUUCUUCAGCGAUUGAAGCAGGAAGAAACUCCAGUAGCCUCCCACCAUCAGAACCAUCAGAAUCAUCAUCGCAUCUCAGCUCCGCUACUCUUGUUGGCAUCUCCGUUGCCGCCACGGGGGUAGUUGUUUCGGUCAUGGGACUUUUGAUUUGGCGUUGUCUAGUACUAAGACGAAGGCGGCAGACAUCAUCAACGUCAGGUUUGGUAUCCCAUCCAGCGAUCAGUCAGUAUCGUCAAACGCCCAUGCGUGGUGCGAGACGCAGUUUCUUCACACUUUUGGGACCGUAUGAUAUGAGCUCGGGGAGGAGUCUUGUGGAGGAUGAGAUUCCGAAAGACCCUCCUCCUCCUUAUUCCUCUUCGUAA